UAUUGGUUUGGUAAAAAUGACGAGCCACAGGAUUUGUGUUCAGUAAAAAAAUAAUAUAAAAUUAAAUUGUGUGUUUAUCAAAAUGACUGUUUGGCGUAAACUGGAAGAUGGAGAAGUAUACGCUGUUGCCAUAUACAACUUUACAGCCAAACCCGGCUCUCUCCAUCUCUCCUUUGAUGUCGGCGAGCUACUCCACCUUGAGCGAGAGACGGAUUCCUGGUAUUGGGGCAAAAGCCUCAAGAAGGACGUUAGUGGUGCCUUCCCGAAGAGCUAUGUGCAAAUAAGGGACUGUGUGGUCGACAGAUGCGGUGGUACGGUGGUCGCGUCGGCUGGUGGUAUCGGCGUGGUCCACGACAUAGCCGUUACCCUACGAGAAUGGUUGGAGCAUUGCAAGAAGUUGUAUAUUAACAACGAUGAGCGUCUAAAGUUCAUGGAGGUGAGCAUGCGAGCGCUCUUAGAACUGAGAGCUCAAGCCGCCUCCGGAGCAUUACCACAGGAUACGCUGCGAAAAGUCUCCAGAACUGCUGUCUUCACUAUUGAUAAAGGAAACAGAACCUUAGGCAUGGAGUUGGCAGUGAGAACAGCUAACGGUCAGUUGGUUGAUCCUCUGAAGAUCUCCACUUACAAACUGAAUGCUCUACACGAUGAUGCCAACGCUCGUAUUGAGAAGAAUAUGGAAACAACCCCAGUAACACCUCCACCAGCAACCCCACCCGGGGCUCGAACCUACACCAUAGCGGUUCGCGUCCACAACUUCGUAUGUCGUAUGAACGAGCCGGCAGAAAUAGCUUUAGCUCUACACGACGCGUCGGGGGCUAAGUUAACUGAGCAUUUGUUACUACGGUGGCCUACGAACCAUAUUAGUACUGCUUUAGUUGUUUUUACUGAUUUCGGUAGCGAUAUAAUAAAGAGCGAGAAAAUAUAUUUAGUAUCAAAUAUAGUACGGAUAGGAAACAUGGACGCUCAGAACAUAGAUAAUAGACGCAGCUCAGUAGCCCAAACACCGCCCGUAACGUCACCGUCAGGUCGGUCCAUGCGACGUCCGUUCGGCGUCGCCUGCGCAGACAUCAAACGAUACGUCAACAUCGACUGUCCCAGCCCUGACAAACAUAUACUAGUACCUUUUUAUGCGUAUGAAAAGGAGAAUUUGGACUGUUUGUUAAAGAAAAUAAUUGCGAACCGUGACAUCAAGGAUGCUAAACAUUCUCAAGGCUUGUGGGUCUCUGUGAUGUUAGUAGAGGGGGAUUUGAAACAGAUUCGCGAAGAAAACCCGCAUUUAGUAGUAGGUAACACAGCGGUAGCUCGCAAAAUGGGAUUUUCCGAAGUCAUAAUGCCAGGAGACGCUCGCAACGACCUCUACGUAACAAUUUGUGGAGGUUCCUUCUCCAAGGGAGGGGGCAAGUCCUCUGAAAGGAACAUUGAAUUAAUCGCCAAGGUUGUCGAUAAACAUGGGAAGACUUUUCCGGGUGUGAUAUCAGUCGGCGCAGGAGUGUCGUUAGCAAAUGAGUACACAUCUGUGGUGUACUACCACGACGAUCGACCUCGAUGGCAGGAAACCUUCAAGGUAUGCCUAAAUAUAGAAGAGUUUAAAGAAGCUCAUCUAGUAUUCCUCUGCCGUCACCGUUCCUCAAACGAAGCUAAAGACAGAGCGGAGAGACACUUCGCUCUCUCAUAUUUACGACUUAUGCAGCGAGAGGGCACCACUACACCCGAUACUCAACACAAUCUGUGUGUUUAUAAGAUCGACAAGCGUGCCAAUCAAUCAGAAGCCGAAGAGACCUGCCUGGGCCUCCCGUCCCGUAGAGACGAGUUACCGGCGGGCGCCGAGCAUGGACUGGCGCGCGGCGUGCUACAACUUGUACCCAGGGACAGUCUCGCUGUACACACCAAGCUAUGCUCUACCAAGCUAACUCAGAGAGAGGAAAUUCUAGGCGUAUUGAAAUGGAACACUCACUACGCGGAAGGCACGCUACGAAAUGCACUGACGCAACUGUUAGUAGUACCCAGUGAAGAACUGGUCAAGUUCCUGCAAGAUAUACUGGAUGCACUGUUCAGCAUACUUACACAGGUACAAGAAGACCAUGAAGACGACGUGUACACAGACAACAGUUAUGGUGUCCUAGUACUCGAAUGUUUGCUCCGAGUGAUAUCUAUAGUAGCUGACCACAAGUACCAACACUUUCAACCCGUGUUACAUGUGUAUAUUGACGAUAGCUUCUGCAAUGCAUUAGCUUAUGAGAAACUAAUAUCAGUAAUGGUAUGGGUGAUAUCGGCCGCUAACGCAGGCGAUGCGGCGUUGAAGAGGCUCUUGAUGUGUAUGAAGUGUAUAGAGAGUCUAAUACGACUCAUUGUGAGGAGUCGACAGUUGAGGAGUGCGCUCGGAGACCGAGCUUCUGAUAGUGAAUUCUGCUUGUUGUUUGAAGCACUCCUAAAACAAUUAGUUUGGUUAAUGCGUUGUGGAGACCACGCGCUCACAUGUCAAGGGUCUGCGCUGAAAUAUCUUCCCCACGCCGUACCACACAUCAUUAAAGUAUAUCCUGAUACUGAACUCAGCGCCUACAUAGUCCGCGCCCUAGAAGCGUUACCCCUAGGCCGGCUCAGUAAGCAAAGGAUGUUAGCGUUAUUGGAAUUAGUACGCGGUCCACUUUGCUCCCAACCAUCUGCCCGAGCGCUACUAUUGCCGCAUCUAGCUGCUACCACUCGCGCAUUGCUCCGUGACAAGGCUGAGUGGGAUCGCGAGGCUGCCCACAAGUCGCGGUCCGUGGGCAAAGCUGCGCGGCUCCUCGGCGCAGACACGGCGAAGCUGCCAGACCACACGCACCACCAACAGAUCGUGGAGCUUUGCGUGGAAACUCUAGGCGAGGUGAUGUCUCUCCUCGCGCGGGAUGACGUCGGCCCCGUGGACGCCGACCGCGGGGAACUUGCCAGACGGUUGCUCCCGACUGUACUGAAGACUGCCGCCACUAUGCUGAGGGAUCGCAAGAGUGAGAAACAGAGUAAUAGCGCUGAGGAUGCUUUGUUGAGACGAAUCCUAUCAGUCCUACUGGAUAUGGUACGACAAAUGUCAGAGAACCAGUAUUCGAUGGUCGUAAGAGCGUUAGAAGCGGAGAACGCCGGCGGGUCAGGAUCGCUGGUCACUGAUGCUCUGUCGUUGUUCCUGGCGAUAUUGCAAAGGCCUGUGUUUAGGCCUCAUUGGGCUGAUAUGCUGCAUUUACAGCAUUAUGUUAUGCUGCAUGCGCUGAGGUAA
This is a messenger RNA of Spodoptera litura, 3247 nucleotides long. RefSeq names its product dedicator of cytokinesis protein myoblast city (gene mbc). The record is from RefSeq and is a predicted model, not a curated record. Lineage: Eukaryota; Metazoa; Arthropoda; Insecta; Lepidoptera; Noctuidae. Gene Ontology annotation, biological process: myoblast fusion; small GTPase-mediated signal transduction; cell migration. Gene Ontology annotation, molecular function: guanyl-nucleotide exchange factor activity; small GTPase binding. Gene Ontology annotation, cellular component: cytoplasm; plasma membrane.